Messenger RNA from Eublepharis macularius, 1770 nucleotides. RefSeq names its product orthodenticle homeobox 1 (gene OTX1). The transcript has 4 exons. Lineage: Eukaryota; Metazoa; Chordata; Lepidosauria; Squamata; Eublepharidae. The coding region runs from base 235 to 1323 and encodes 362 amino acids. Gene Ontology annotation, biological process: regulation of transcription by RNA polymerase II; multicellular organism development. Gene Ontology annotation, cellular component: nucleus. Gene Ontology annotation, molecular function: DNA-binding transcription factor activity, RNA polymerase II-specific; RNA polymerase II cis-regulatory region sequence-specific DNA binding. The record is from RefSeq and is a predicted model, not a curated record.
GGCCGGAGCCCUUCGCUCCUCACCUGGCGCGGCCCGAGCGCGGCGGACAGGCCGCUUCCCCUGGCCGGCAGUUUGCUGCUAGAGAGACUCCUGCCCCGGGAAUUUCCAUCCAUCAUCGCUGGGAAGGAAUCUUUUUUACGAACAAAAACCAAUUUUUAGGAGACCGCCUCUACUUAAAAAAAAAAUUUAAAAAUUGUGUGUGGAUAAAUUGGGAAAAUCUUUCCAGCUUUUAGCAUGAUGUCUUACCUCAAACAGCCCCCGUACGGUAUGAACGGGCUGGGGCUGGCUGGACCGGCUAUGGACCUUCUGCACCCUUCGGUGGGGUACCCGGCCACCCCUCGGAAGCAGCGGAGAGAGCGCACCACCUUCACCCGCUCGCAGCUGGACGUGCUGGAAGCGCUGUUCGCGAAGACCCGCUACCCGGACAUCUUCAUGCGAGAGGAAGUGGCGCUCAAGAUCAACCUCCCGGAGUCCAGAGUCCAGGUCUGGUUCAAGAACCGGCGCGCCAAGUGCCGGCAGCAGCAGCAGAGCGGCGGCGGCGCCAAGAGCCGGCCGGCCAAGAAGAAGGCGUCCCCGGCGCGGGAGAGCUCCGGCUCGGAGAGCAGCGGCCAGUUCACGCCGCCCGCCGCGGCGCCCAGCUCGGCCUCCUCCUCGUCUUCGUCCUCCAGCUCCUCGGCGCCCGGCGGGGCCGCGCUGGGCAACCCGGGCGGCGGGAGCGGCGCGGGCACAGCCCCGGCGCCCGGCCCGCUGAGCGGCGCCCCCGCGGCGGCGGCCUCGUCCAUCUGGAGCCCGGCCUCCAUCUCGCCCGGCGGCGGCGGCGGCGGCAGCGGGGCCGAGGCUCUGGCGGCGGGCUCUGGCGGGGGCGCGUCGUGCAUGCAGCGCUCGGUGGCGGGCGGCCCGGCGGCCUCGUACCCCAUGGCCUACGGGCAGGGCGGCGGCUACGCGCAGGGCUACCCGGCGCCGCCGCCCUCCUCCUCCUACUUCGGCGGCGUGGACUGCGCCUCCUACCUGCCCAUGCACGCGCACUCGCACCCGCAUGCCCACCCGCACGCGCACGCCCACCCGCACCAGCUCAGCCCCAUGGCGCCCUCCUCCAUGGGCGGCGCCCACCCGGCGCUGGGCCAGCCCGCCGCCCACCACCACCACGCCCACCCCCACCACCCCCCGGCGGCCUACGGCGGCGCCGGCCUGCCCUUCAACUCGCCCGACUGCCUGGACUACAAGGAGCCGCCCGCCGCCGCCGCCCCCUGGAAGCUCAACUUCAACUCGCCGGACUGCCUGGACUACAAGGACCAGGCCUCGUGGCGCUUCCAGGUGCUGUGAGGCCCGGCCCGGCCCGGCGCCCUAUUUAUUGCUCCUGGGCCGGAGUCCUCCCGGGCCCCCCGCCCCGAGCUCUGCCCCGCUCGGCGCCCGCGGCCGGCAAGAGGGGAGGCGCCUCUGCCUUGGGUCCAGCUCUCCGCCGCCGGCCGCCGCAGACUCGGACUGGCAGCCGAAGGCCCGCGCGGCAGCCGCCAGGAAGCGUGUAUAUAGCGGACUGUGGGGGCAGGCCGGACCCUUCCCCGGCCGAGGCGACGCGAAGGCGGACUUGCAUCUCCCAGCCCGGCCCGCCGCCCCUCCGGGCCCUCCCGGCGGGGGGAAGAUGGCGAGGCGAGGGCCCGGCUGGAAGGAGGCGCUUCCAGCACUGUAAAGUUGAUGAUUUUCGCCCUGAAGCCGACAGUCAACCUGUGGAAAUGUAAAGGCGACCCCCCCCCCAUCUACAUAUCCCCAGAA